Molecule: messenger RNA, 9142 nt
Organism: Hylaeus volcanicus
Lineage: Eukaryota; Metazoa; Arthropoda; Insecta; Hymenoptera; Colletidae
Gene: ACC
Product: acetyl-CoA carboxylase
Exons: 11
Coding region: 1670-8608 (2312 amino acids)
Biological process (GO): fatty acid biosynthetic process
Molecular function (GO): ATP binding; acetyl-CoA carboxylase activity; metal ion binding
Source: RefSeq, a predicted model, not a curated record
UGUAGCGGUGCUAUAGUUAUGUCCCACCGUAGAUACUGAAUUUAGACCCAACAAAAAAUAAAGUAUGCAUAAUCGCCAAUGCGGCACGUGUUUAAUCUCCUAUACGGCGUCAAUCGCCGUAUUCGAAAUCGCGGGCGUGUUUUACAUCGAAUUCCGCGAUCCACGAGUAACGAGUAUUAACUAUGGAACAAAGUGCCGGCUCGCGUUUGGCCGAGAUUGCACGCGAGAAAGACGGCUGACAUCGGUUGUCCGUUCACUUCUCUUGUAAGAAGCACGUUACUUCCGCGUACAAAGCGUUGCAAGGUAGGGGUAAACAUCGAAUGGAAAUAAUCGUCAACCUUGCCGGUUGUCAGUGACCACGGGUCUUCUAAGACCGAUAGACGACGGUUUAAGUCGCCACGGUAUCUUGCACGUUUCCUUGCAUCACCACGUGCCCGUCCCACGGUAAAAUCCUUUAACCCUUUGAGCAGUGCUGAGACACAUUUACGUCUCAUAAUGCCAGCCUGGCAACACGUCGGCACAAACGCGUUGGAAGUUUCGCAAAUGCAAAUUUCGCAUUUUCUCUACAAAGCCUUUUAAUUCGAUGGCCUCGAUACUCGUGGAAAUUAACAGUUAAUUAUUUUCUUGUCGCGCACGGUGGACACCUCAUUGCUCAGCUCAGAGAUUUCUAAAUAAUUAUCUACAGGACACUUUGCUCAAAGGGUUAACGGUGUAAAUCUGGAGCGUCCUAGAGCUUAAAAUCGUUCGCCAUUUGUCGAGAUCGUGGACGUUCUCCGACGAUGACAUUCGUGAUCGUUCCAAUGAUCGCACUAGUACACGCGACGAACACCGUUCAGUGAUCGAUCGUCAACUGCAUCAACUACGGAUACGUAAACGCCUCAACAAUGAUAAUCCACGUUUGAUCUGAUGUAAUCGCGUCAAUGUUAAUCGGUCUCGACGAUAGCGCGAGCGUCACGGGGUGUUUUUUUUUCACAUGCCGAAGACUGGACACGACUAUUGGUCGUGAAAAACUAGCCUCGCCGCGGAAAAACAAGAUAUUGGAUGUCUCUACAUGCAUUAUCGACGAAUGCCGCGGUAAUCGAUUCAACACUGGAGUUUAACCCGAAUUUUGGAAGAGAAUGAAUAAAACCAUCGCGGAAAGAACGAGAAAGGAUAGAAAGUACUAACAGUGAGAAACAUUGAAUAGCAUCUGUUGAGCUACAAUAGAUCGGCGAAUGACACGAUUUUAUGGGCUCAGGAAGUUAUCUGCAAAUUUAAAAUACCGAUCAUCCACGUGGAUUGACAUUAACUACGAGACGCAAGAUCUCCCUGGCCUUGAGAAGCGAACAUUGGCCAAGAAAAGAGGACGGUUCGAUCAAAGGGUACCAUAUUUCUGGACGGAGUGCAUUAUUUAUAUGGAAGAGCGGACCACCAGCCGAAAACAGGAUAAAUUAGACUGGUUCGCGUACACCGAGUAGUCGGAGGAAAAUCGUGGGAGGAGUACGCGUUGCUUCCAGUGGUUGCGGUUUUUUGAAAGAAAAAGGAACGAGGUGCAAGGAAGCGUAAGGGAACGAACAGGUGUGCUCGGUAUCGAUCGGUAAUCGUUAGCCACUCGGUGCAUCGGAAACAUUUUUUUGUUCGGGAUCCUUGACUUGUUGCUACCGGGAGCCACUGGGAAGGGGCUUACGGAAUGAAACGCAUAAAAAGAUUCGUCUUGGCGCAAAGAACAGAGGAAGAUCCGAUUUGGAAGAGCUCGGACAACUUGAUGGCUGGCGUUGGUGCAUCAAAAAUGAACCCGAUAAUUACCGUGGAUUAUUCGGAGGAUCUUCCACAAGAUGGCGAGAAGAAGGGCUUGGGAUUGAAGCCCAGCAUGUCGCAGGGCACGGUGAUGAUCCAAACGCAGAGUAGGCUCCAAGAAAAGGACUUCACCAUUGCCACACCUGAGGAAUUUGUUCAUCGUUUCGGCGGCAGCAACGUCAUCAACAAGAUUCUCAUCGCCAAUAACGGGAUAGCAGCGGUGAAAUGUAUGCGUUCGAUUCGUCGUUGGUCCUACGAGAUGUUCAAGAACGAACGCGCUGUGCGCUUUGUUGUGAUGGUCACCCCCGAGGAUCUAAAGGCGAAUGCGGAGUACAUCAAAAUGGCGGAUCAAUACGUCCCCGUGCCCGGCGGAACAAACAAUAACAAUUAUGCCAACGUGGAGCUGAUCGUCGACAUCGCUAUUCGAGUUCAAGUCCAGGCUGUGUGGGCGGGAUGGGGUCACGCUUCAGAAAAUCCAAAGUUGCCUGAACUGCUCCACAAAAAUAACAUUUGUUUCAUUGGACCAUCUGAAAGAGCUAUGUGGGCCCUUGGAGACAAAAUCGCAUCCAGUAUAGUAGCGCAAACCGCGGACGUGCCGACACUUCCGUGGUCGGGGUCAGAAUUGAAAGCUCAGUACAGUGGAAAGAAGAUAAAAAUAUCUUCGGAACUCUUCAAGAAGGGAUGCGUAUCGACAGUGGAAGAGUGUUUAGCAGCUGCCAAUAAAAUAGGCUUUCCCAUAAUGGUGAAAGCCAGCGAGGGAGGGGGUGGUAAGGGUAUCAGAAAAGUAGAGAACGCUGAAGAAUUGCCUACAUUGUUUAGGCAGGUACAAACUGAGAUACCUGGAUCUCCUAUAUUUAUUAUGAAAUUGGCAAAGUGUGCUCGACAUUUGGAAGUUCAAUUAUUGGCAGACAAUUACGGUAACGCGAUCUCAUUGUUCGGUCGCGAUUGCUCUAUUCAGAGGAGGCAUCAAAAGAUUAUCGAAGAAGCUCCGGCUGUGAUUGCCAAACCUGAAGUUUUCGAGGAAAUGGAAAAGGCUGCUGUAAGAUUGGCCAAAAUGGUUGGAUAUGUCAGCGCAGGUACUGUUGAGUACCUUUACGACACGUCUGGAAAAUACUACUUCUUGGAGUUGAACCCACGUCUUCAGGUGGAACACCCCUGCACGGAGAUGGUGUCAGAUGUUAACUUACCCGCGGCACAGCUUCAAAUCGCCAUGGGUUUACCGCUUCACCAUAUAAAAGAUAUUCGGCUUCUUUAUGGUGAAAGUCCGUGGGGCGAUAGUAUCAUCGACUUUGAUCAGCCGCAACAUAAACCUCAACCAUGGGGUCAUGUAAUUGCAGCAAGAAUUACUAGUGAAAAUCCUGACGAAGGUUUCAAGCCAAGCUCAGGUACUGUCCAAGAAUUAAACUUUAGGUCCUCGAAGAAUGUCUGGGGUUACUUCUCAGUAGGAGCUUCCGGUGGUCUUCACGAAUUUGCAGACUCGCAAUUUGGUCAUUGUUUCUCCUGGGGAGAGGAUCGUAAUCAAGCUAGAGAAAAUUUAGUUAUAGCUCUGAAGGAAUUAUGCAUCAGAGGUGAUUUUAGAACCACCGUCGAGUACCUGAUCACACUAUUAGAAACGGAAUCCUUCCAACAAAACACUAUAGACACAGCCUGGCUCGAUUUGUUGAUCGCUGAACGUGUUAGAAGCGAUAAACCGAAUGUACUGUUGGCUGUGACGUGUGGUGCGCUUCAUAUAGCUGAUAGGACUAUCACUGCCGCCUUUACUGGGUUCCAAACAGCCUUGGAAAAAGGUCAAAUACAAGCUAGCAAUGAUUUGGAGAAUGUUAUCGACGUUGAGCUCAUCAACGACGGAUAUAAAUAUAAAGUACAGGCUGCCAAAUCCGGCCCCAAUAGUUACUUUCUUGUUAUGAAUGGUUCCUAUAAAGAAGUAGAAGUACAUCGAUUGUCGGACGGAGGCAUGCUGCUCUCUUUGGAUGGUGCUAGUUUCACAACUUACAUGAGGGAAGAAGUAGAUCGUUAUAGAAUCGUCAUAGGAAAUCAAACGUGUAUCUUCGAAAAGGACAACGACCCCUCUUUGCUGAGAUCGCCGUCAGCUGGAAAACUGGUUAGCUUCUUGGUCGAAGAUGGUGGUCAUGUUAACCCUGGACAAGCCUAUGCUGAAAUCGAAGUGAUGAAAAUGGUAAUGACGGUAACGGCAAGCGAAGCUGGCAGUGUUUUCUACGUUAAAAGACCAGGUGCCAUCCUCGAGGCCGGUACGAUGAUCGCUCAUUUGGAGUUGGACGAUCCAACAUUGGUGACAAAGGCUAUGGAAUACAUGGGUCAGUUCCCAGAAACUGAAGCUCCUGCAAUUUCGGAGAAAUUGAAUCAUCUUCACACCAAGUAUCGUGCUUCUUUGGAAAAUACCCUGGCGGGAUAUUGUUUGCCAGAUCCGUAUCAUUUGCCACGAGUUCGAGAACUUCUCGAGAAAUUUAUGAACUCCCUACGCGAUCCUAGUCUGCCUUUGCUCGAGAUCCAGGAGGUGAUCGCAACGAUAUCGGGUAGAAUUCCGAUUUCCGUCGAGAAAAAAAUAAGGAAACUAAUGUCACUUUAUGAAAGAAACAUCACCUCCGUUUUAGCGCAAUUUCCUAGCCAGCAAAUCGCUGCUGUGAUCGACGGGCACGCAGCUACUCUUUCGAAACGAUCCGAUCGGGACGUCUUCUUCUUAACCACUCAAGCCAUAGUGCAGGUAGUACAAAGAUAUAGGAACGGAAUACGUGGUAGGAUGAAGACCGCCGUUCACGAACUUCUUCGACAGUACUACACGGUUGAGAGCCAAUUCCAACAAGGGCAUUACGAUAAGUGUGUUUCAGCUUUAAUAGAACAGUACAAAGACGACGUAGCUACGGUAACGGCUAUGAUCUUCAGUCACAAUCACGUUACGAAGAAGAACAUUCUGGUGACUAUGCUAAUCGACCACCUUUGGGCGAAUGAGCCUGGUCUUACGGACGAAUUGUCGAGCACAUUGACAGAGUUGACGAGCUUGAAUCGUACGGAACACAGUCGCGUCGCAUUGCGUGCCAGACAAGUCUUGAUCGCCGCUCACCAGCCCGCCUACGAAUUGAGACACAAUCAAAUGGAAUCUAUAUUCUUGUCAGCUGUGGACAUGUACGGCCAUGAUUUUCAUCCAGAAAAUCUACAGAAGCUAAUCCUCUCUGAAACGUCUAUUUUUGAUAUUCUUCACGAUUUCUUUUAUCAUUCUAACCGUGCCGUUUGCAAUGCCGCCCUGGAGGUUUACGUUCGCAGAGCGUACAUCAGUUACGAGUUGACCUGUUUACAACACAUCGAAUUAUCCGGCGAGGUGCCGCUCGUACACUUCCAAUUCUUGUUGCCUAAUAAUCAUCCAAACCGUCAAAGUCAGUCUCCAGUUAACCACAGAAUCGGUGCUAUGGCAGCCUUCCAAGACUUUGAUCAAUUUGUCCGGUAUUCUGACGAAGUACUCGACCUGUUGGAGGAUCUAUCUACGCCCAUUUCAAUCUCUGCCAAGGUUUUGGACGCAGUAGAUGCGGCUGGAGGAAGCGAAUCGAGGCAUAGUACAUCUAUAAAUGUGUCAUUGAGUAUCGCGGAAACUAGUGGUCCAGUGGUGGAAAUCGGUGAGAGACCUGCGGAACCAGUACACGUUGUGAGCAUCGCCGUUCAGGAAAUGGACAAUUAUGACGAUGCUAUUAUGGCAAACUUAUAUGGCGGCUGGUGCGCAGCGAACAAAGACGAGUUGAUCGCAAGAGGUAUCAAAAGAAUCACGUUCGCUGCUCUAAAGAAACGACAGUUUCCAAAAUUCUUUACGUACCGUCAAAGGGACGGUUUCAUGGAGGAUAAGAUUUACCGCCACCUAGAGCCCGGUUGCGCGUUCCAAUUGGAGCUGAACAGGAUGAGAACAUACGAUCUUGAAGCUUUGCCUACCUCAAACCAAAAAAUGCAUCUCUAUCUCGGUCAUGCCAAGGUCGCCAAAGGGCAACAAGUCACCGAUUAUCGUUUCUUCAUUCGCUCGAUCAUCAGGCAUUCCGAUCUGAUCACUAAAGAGGCUAGUUUCGAUUAUCUCCACAACGAGGGCGAACGCGUUUUGUUAGAAGCCAUGGACGAGUUAGAAGUCGCGUUCUCUCAUCCACUCGCGAAACGGACAGAGUGCAAUCACAUUUUCCUAAACUUUGUACCCACGGUUAUCAUGGACCCUGUGAGGAUAGAGGAAAGUGUGACCAGCAUGGUGCUCAGAUACGGUCCAAGGUUAUGGAAAUUGAGGGUACGCCAAGCUGAAAUCAAAAUGACGAUUCGUCCAUCCCCGGGGAAACCGACAUCCACUUUACGCUUGUACAUCGCCAACGACAGCGGUUACAGUAUAGAUUUACAUGUAUACACGGAGACGACCGACCCAAAGACUGGUGUUAUUCGCUUCGAGUCUUGUCCUUCGGCGACAGCAAACGUUGCCUGGAGACCAGGGCCUAUGCACGGUCUGCCGAUCUCCACGCCAUAUUUAACCAAAGAUUACCUUCAAGCGAAACGGUUCCAGGCACAAAGCGCUGGCACAACCUAUGUCUACGAUUUGCCAGACAUGUUCAGACAACAGACAGAGAAACUCUGGCUGAAGUACAUAGAAGAAAGACCAAAUGCCAACAUAAAUAUGCCAAAUCCCAUAAUGGACUACGUGGAAUUGGUGUUGGAGGGUGACAAUCUAGUGGAACAAAAGCGUCUUCCCGGUGAGAACAAUGUUGGCAUGGUGGCUUGGAGGUUCCGAUUUUACACGCCGGAAUAUCCAGAGACUGGUCGUGACGUUAUAUUAAUUGCAAACGAUUUAACGCAUUUAAUUGGUUCCUUCGGCCCAAAAGAAGAUCUGGUGUUCUGUAGAGCGUCAGAAAAAGCUAGACAGCUUGGAAUACCGCGGAUUUACUUCUCUGCGAACUCGGGUGCUCGUAUCGGUUUGGCAGAGGAAGUGAAAGCGUUGUUCAAAAUCGCUUGGGAGGACGAUAACGAACCAGAGAAAGGCUUUAAAUAUAUUUACCUCACGCCGGACGAUUACGCCCGUUUAGCGCCCGUAAAUUCCGUGAAGGCUUCGUUGAUCGAAGAUCGAGGAGAAUCUCGCUACAAAAUUACAGAUAUCAUCGGUAAGGACGACGGUCUUGGUGUGGAGAACUUAAAGUAUGCUGGUAUGAUCGCUGGUGAAACGUCCAGAGCAUACGAAGAAAUAGUCACGAUUUCCAUUGUAUCCUGUCGAGCUAUCGGUAUCGGAGCUUACCUAUUGCGUCUUGGACAGAGGGUCAUUCAAAUAGAGAACUCGCAUAUUAUCCUGACCGGUUACAAAGCGUUGAACGCGGUGUUGGGUCGUGAAGUGUACGCGAGCAACAAUCAACUGGGUGGUAUACAAAUUAUGCAUUACAAUGGUGUUUCGCAUACGACCGACGAAAGAGAUUUAGAUGGAGUUGAAACAGCUCUGAAAUGGUUGAGCUUCUGUCCUAAACACAAAGGUGCACCUCUUCCUAUAUUGCCAUCACCGAAUCCUGACUCGAUCGAUAGAGAGACCACUUAUGUUCCCACGAAGGCAGCCUACGAUCCAAGGUGGAUGCUCGAAGGGAGAAUCGUUCAAACUAAUGACAACACUUGGGAAAGUGGAUUCUUCGAUCGUGGUACUUGGCAGGAAAUAAUGAGACCUUGGGCGCAAACUGUAGUAACCGGACGUGCUAGGCUGGGUGGAAUACCAUGCGGUGUUAUCGCAGUAGAAACAAGGACCGUUGAAAUGCAUUUACCUGCUGAUCCUGCUAAUCUAGAUUCAGAGGCUAAAACCAUAUCUCAGGCAGGGCAAGUUUGGUUCCCUGAUAGCGCGUAUAAAACCGCGCAGGCUAUCAAAGAUUUUGGAAAAGAAGAGUUACCUCUUUUCAUCUUCGCCAAUUGGAGAGGAUUCUCUGGUGGAAUGAAAGACAUGUACGAGCAAAUCAUAAAAUUUGGUGCUUACAUCGUAGAUGGAUUAAGAGAAUAUACCAAACCGAUAUUUGUAUAUAUCCCACCAAAUGGAGAAUUGAGAGGUGGUUCGUGGGCGGUGGUUGAUCCAACCAUAAAUCCCAGAUACAUGGAAAUGUUUGCUGACAAUACAAGUAGAGGUGGAGUUCUGGAAGCUCAGGGAAUAGUUGAAAUCAAGUUUAGGAAUAAAGAUAUAAUUAAAGCUAUGCAUAGGGUGGAUACAGUAAUUCAAAAACUUAAAGAAAGAUUGGCUAGCGUGAAUACACCGGAGGACCGUACAGAAAUCGAAAGUCAAAUACGUAAGAGAGAACUAGAGCUAGAACCUAUAUAUCAUCAAGUCGCAGUACAUUUUGCAGACCUUCAUGAUACGCCUGAGAGAAUGUUCGAAAAGAACGCGAUUCACGAAAUUAUUCCAUGGCGAAAGGCACGAAAAUUACUUUACUGGCGACUGAGAAGAAGACUUUUGGAAGAUGAGAUAAUUCAGGAGAUUCUUUCUAUUCAACCACGUCUCGAUGUCAGACAAGUCGGCGCGAUGUUGCGUAGAUGGUUUAUAGAAGACAAAGGUCCCACAGAGUCCUACUUGUGGGAUCAAGAUCAAGCGGCAACACAUUGGUUGGAGAGUCAACGUCAAAACGAAAACAGUGUCGUUUCGCGUAACAUUACUUGUGUGAAACAAGACGCAAUUGUUUCACAAGUAAAAGAAGCUCUCGAAGCCUGCCCAGAAGUGAGGUUAACCGCAAUUUUGGAAAUCGCUCACAGACUUCAGCCAGCGGAACGUGCAGAACUACACAGAACUUUAUCGCAAUUAGAAACGACAUCUCAGGAACUGAAUGAUUCAAGCGCUUCGUCCUAAAAUUUUGGAAAUAUCACAGAAUUUUCUGUCUAUCCACGUACCUGGUGUAUGCAACUCCGUUAGAAUUAAUUGUACAAACACUCGUUAUUUCAUCUUGUUAAUAGUAAAUUCUACGGGAAUAGUAUAACUUCGAAAAGUUAAUAAUUGCUUCUAUCGAUGAUGUUACUUGAAGGUAGAAAGCAAAACGAACUCGUGCUUAGUAAGGUUCAACAGUGAUGCUAUCGAGUGUCAGACAGUGUUACUAUCGUUUCCUAAACUGUGGUAAACUAUGCCCAUGUUUAUAAGUGUAUUCAUAAAUAUAGAAAUUAUAUUAUAUAUAUGUAUGUAUUUAUAUGCAUAUAUAAAUAUAUAUAUAUAUAUAUAUAUUUAUUUUUAGAAAAAAAUGUCUGUUCGUUGCAUUUGAUUUUACCGAACGACUACUAAUAAGCAUGUACGUCAUUUCCCCGUUUCGUUGAUAGAAAGAUCGAAGGAUAAGUUUGUAAGUAUUAAAUGCUGUUUUUUACUAUCGUAAUAGAAAAUAUCAAAAUUUCUCUC